AUGGACACACAGACCAUUGAUAGUGGUCUAUCUGGAAGAAUGGGAGUGGCAUGUCGAUCCCCUCUAGAUCAGUGGCCGUCACCCCCAGCCGCACACGCCCACAACAGCUCCGGAAACAUGCUGAGCAGCAACACCAACGGUAGCUUCACGGGCUUCUCCUCGUCCAUGUCGGACAACGAAAACAGCAACAGUAUGAUGAGUGACUGCCAGAGCAGCAACAGUGGCACGGCGCCCAUCAGCCACGUCAAGAGUACGUCUGGUAACACGACGACCACCAGCCACCCCAGACAAAACCUGGUUAGCAAUAUCAUGCUGCACGGCGUAGCGAUUGUGUCGCUAGUAAUUGAUAACAAGGAGCGACUGUGUCUCGCACAAAUCUCCAACACUCUUCUCAAGGACUACAGUUACAAUGAAAUCCACAACAGACGCGUGGCGCUGGGCAUCACAUGUGUCCAGUGCACCCCAGUUCAACUGGAAAUAUUACGUCGAGCAGGUGCGAUGCCAGUAUCUUCACGAAGAUGUGGAAUGAUCACCAAAAGAGAAGCCGAGCGCCUGGUCAAGAGCUUCCUGGAAGAAAACACGCCUCCAAAACUGCCAGACGACUUCGCCUUUGACGUGCACCACGAAUGUGGCUGGGGAUGUCGUGGUUUCUUUGAGCCAUCCAGAUACAACAGCUCAAGAGCCAAGUGCAUCAAGUGUUCAUUCUGCAACAUGUACUUCUCCCCCAACAAAUUCAUCUUUCACUUCCACCGGAUGCCUGACGCCAAAUACAACCAUCCCGACGCUGCAAACUUCAACUCCUGGAGACGGCACCUCAAGUUGUAUUCCGGUGUGGAGAAUGACGAGAUUGCAUAUAAAUGGGAAGACGUGAAAGCGAUGUUUAAUGGAGGCACAAGGAAGAGAGUAUUUUCAUCAUCAUCCGCUUCUUCAUCUUCAGCAUCCUCGUCAUUAAACGCAUCAUCAAUAUCAUCUAUGAAUCAUUCGUCUGGACAUUUCUCAGGACGAUCUCAUGGCAACCCAGACGGAGGCAGCGGUGGCAAAAAGGCCAAAACAACAGCUCCAAUGCAGUCAAAUCCUUACCUUCCUAAACCUCCAACGUUCCCAAAUCCAUUCAAUCCUUAUAACUGGCUGGCUACCGGCCAAGGAAAGGCGCCAUAUCCAUUCAUGGCAAUGAACUCUUCCCAGUCAAUGUGCUUUGGUUUCCCACCUCAAGCAGCGGCAAACAAGGACGCCAUGGCUGAACGGAUGAAGGUUCCCCCUUUAGCACCAACAUCUUGGAUGGGUCGGUCUGCAAAUCCUGGUCCGUUUUCUUUAUCAUCUAUGGAUUUGUUUUGGGACAAGGCAUUUAGUUUUCCACAAGCUGCAGCUAUCGGGUUCAGAAACAAUGGUUACCCGUCUCCCGCACUUCCUGGAGCAGCUGCAGCACAUUCAGCAGUAACAGCAGCCAUUAUUGACAACCCUGGGCAUCUCUCUCCUCCGUCUGAAGUAGCGCCAUGUCACUCUCCUGCCCACAAUGUUCCACAAAACAUAAUGAAGUCAAGUUUUCAGCGGGGAGGGGACAAGAUUCGGGAUCGUAUGUCUGCUUUUAAACGAGUUGUCCCGUGUUCAUCUUCGCCUUCGUCGUCAGUAUCGCCACCACUCAACAAUCAUGGAGACGCCGAGAGCCAUGUUCACAAUGACCUCCAAAGGGAUGAUGACGCUAAUGAAGACAGUGACAGCAUGUGUGCCCAAGAUCUUAGCACUCACAAAGACAUUGAGGAAUCUGAAGAAAUUGACGUAGAGGAGGAUGCAGAUGAAAGGAAGAAGAAGUACACAGAAGAAUGCGAGAUUGCUGACACAAAUGAUCUUGUAGAAAAAGAGGAGAAUUCAGACGGUGAAAAUGAGGGGCAACAUAUAAAUCAAGCCCAAUUGUCCGAGGUUGAUGAUGCAUGUGAUGAGAAAACAGACAAUGGAGACCUUGAAAAUGAUACGGAUGAAAUGGCCUUGAGUCCGCAUAAACCUUCUGUAACUGGGGAGACGAGUAAUGGAGAUCUAGAAGUAGAAAACUCAGCGGAGCCAUGCGCACAGGAUUCUGGGCUAUCAGACGAGUCUGACACUGAGGCAGAGAACCAUCGAACGUUUGUGGAGAUGACCAAAGAGGAACUGUGUCAAACUUUAAAGAGCGAAGUGGAAAGUCGAAGGCGUCGGGAGAAGGAAGUCAACGUCCUGAAAGAAACAUUCCGAGAGGAAGUAAACAGGGAGAAGUCAUUCAGGGAACACAUGGCUCAGCAGCUAGAAAUGUUACGAGAAACUUUAACGAGUGAACUAGAACAAGAGCGAAAGAUUCGGUUUUCACUGCAGCAGAAACUGAAAGAGGCCCACGAUGCAUUACAGAACUUUUCAUGCGGACUGCUGACCGGAAGACGUGACGCCUUCUCUCUGAAAGACACAAUUGUUAUACCCAGGUGA
Candidula unifasciata is the source of this 2448-nucleotide messenger RNA. The record is from the annotation of a GenBank genome assembly. NCBI's taxonomy places the organism in Eukaryota, Metazoa, Mollusca, Gastropoda, Stylommatophora, Geomitridae.